Messenger RNA from Tachysurus vachellii, 6804 nucleotides. It is a transcript of the gene itprid2, whose product is annotated as ITPR interacting domain containing 2. Gene Ontology annotation, molecular function: signaling receptor binding. Lineage: Eukaryota; Metazoa; Chordata; Actinopteri; Siluriformes; Bagridae. The coding region runs from base 418 to 4518 and encodes 1366 amino acids. The transcript is spliced from 20 exons. The record is from RefSeq and is a predicted model, not a curated record.
UCACACAAUUACAUAACUUUAUACACGGCUACACACGGUCUGAGUGCUUUUAAGUCUCUAUCAACGAAUACAUCAACACUGGUUCUCUAGGUUACAGACGUGCAAUACCAUCAAUCUAAAACUCUGUUCAGGGUUUUGUUUUUUUGUUUUGUUUUUUUAAUUUGCACAUAGAACAAACAGGGUUAAAUGUGCAAGUGUUUCAGGAAGAGGUAGGUCUUCACCCGUCGUUUGUAGAUGACAUCUAGGGGAAGUUCGUUUCGUUCUACCACUUUGAUGCCAGAACAGAAAGGAGACUUGCUGUAUGCCUAACUCCCUCCCUGAGAGAUGGUGGGACCGGUCGAGAAGUGCUGGUAGAUCUGCAAGGAGUGACUAGAGCUUUGGGGUGAUUAUUCUCCCUCUGUAGUGUCCUAGCAGGACAUGGAGGAGUGUGAGUUGCCCCCGGCAGGCAGGGAUCACCCCUGGAAAACUGCCACAAUGAGAAGGCUGGCAUGGGCACAGAGUCGAGAGUCCUGGCAGGCCCCAGAAUCAGAAGAACCUCUUAAUAACAACAACAAACCUGAAGAAACCUCUGAGACAGGUCCGAUCCCUAACAACAUAGCGAGCUGGCUGAGAGAAUGCAGGACUCCUUUUGGAGCUUCUCUAGAUGAGCAGUCCAACAGUCCAACCAAAGGACCACAGAGGAAUGGCUGUAGCUUUGAAGAUGACCUGUCCUUGGGUGCUGAAGCCCAUCUACUCCAGAGCAGCAGUGCCAAACCUGACCCCAGUAACUAUGACAUGCAAGCACUGGAGAAGAGGAGUCAGUUCAGACAGAAGGGUCGUAGUAUGAACUCCACCGGCUCAGGAAAGAGCAGUGGCACCGUGUCCAGUGUCUCAGAGCUGUUGGAUCUGUACGAAGAGGAUCCAGAGGAAAUCCUCUACAACCUCGGCUUUGGCCGUGAAGAGCCUGACAUCGCCUCUAAAAUCCCCUCACGAUUCUUCAACACCUCGUCCGGUGCCAAGGGCAUCGAUAUUAAAGUUUAUCUGGGAGCACAGAUGCAGCGCAUGGAGCUGGAAAAUCCCAACUAUGCCCUGACCAGUCGUUUUCGCCAAACUGAGGUUCUGGCUACUGUGGCCAACGUCUUCUCGGAGAUCUACUCCCAGGUCUCAGGUCGUCCAAUUCAAAAGAUCUGCCAGAAGGCUGAGGCAGAGCCAACUGAGCCUCCCCCACUACGGCGGAAUAGCUCCACUCUUAAUGCAGUGAAGAUCCUGAAGAAGAACCUCACUCGACCAAAUCUCAUGGCCUUGGCAGAGAUUAUGUCAAAAGAGCCCACAAAAACUGACCCAGAGGGAACAAAGAACAGUGUUUGUGAGCCUCAUUCAGAUGCUGAGCCCAGGCAGAAGAUUUUCAGGAGGAAAGACUCAUUACUGGCAACAGUAACUGAGGAGUCUAAUCAGUCUGGGGUCGAAGUUUGUGACUCAGAGACAGAAAACUCCAAACUUGCUAACGGAGAACGGUUGACUACAAGUUUUUCCGAGAAACCCGAGGUCGGAACGGAUGUUUGUGACACACCGCUCUCGGUGUCCGAGCAAAGCAACGGAGAAAUUGUUGAAUCGGAAUCGAGUAUGAUCCCGGAAGAGCAGAAGACUGUCUCUUCCUCUUCCCCUCCAGAUAAAGAGCCCUGCCCUCUCAUGCCCAAUCCUCACGUGGCCCAUCUCCUCGGCCAGCCACGAGACUCCUUCGAGAUGGAAGAGUUGCAGAGUAAUGAGGAUGAGGCUGUUUCUGGGAUUCGCUGUUUCUCCAUAGAGGGCAGUGAGCCUUUACUGAGGACAGGUAGUCAACAGUCAGACAGCAGUGGCUUUGCAGAGGAUCCCUCAUCAGAAGGCUCAGCUAAUUUCCUGAAGGUCCAGGAGAGCUCGGACAGCUGUGACAGCGAAACAACUGUGACUGCUUACACAGUUGAAAGUGGAACACCUGGGACUCUGGAACACCCAGCCUUUGAAAGACUGUUCAUGGAUGAGGAGCUACUGAUGCAGACCAGUAUGGGGCUCUUUGGCCCAAUCGGAGCUCGGGUGGUCCCUGAACUUGUGAGCCAACAGGUUCCAAGUCAUUGUAUCAUGGACAAGACAAGGCUGGAGACUCUGGAGACUGCUGUGUCUGAGACAGAAACUCAUGAUGGACUUGCUGAUCCUGUAAUUGAAACAAGCUCUAGCACAGAAUCACUCUGCACUGUCGAGUUUACAGAUCCAGAGCCAUCUAUAGAUCUUGUUUCAGCCCCAAACACGUCUAAUACAAGUGAAGAGAUUACCCCGGUGGGUGAACAAGAUAUGACAGCUGACAGUUUAGAACAGAUAGGUUUAUCUGCACCAUCAAGCUCUUCCAAUCCACGUGAGCCAGUGUUAGAUGUACCCACCCCAGGUCAAAGUUUAGAGCCUGUUCCUGAGUCUCAGAUUCAAGAGGACAUUAGCACCUCAGCUAGGGUCCGUAGUGCCUUGCUUCGGGCCCAGCAGAGGACAACCUCAUGCGAGGAUCAGAGGGGGCGGGUUUGGAUUCGGUCAAGAGACCUACUGAAGGAUCUCAAGGAGGAGGCAAGGAACCCACUUCAAAGGUCCAGCUCUCUCCCAACCUCUCUGCUGAGCCCAACUCGGGUGGUGUCAUCUGUGCACAUCCAGCUAGGUCAUGGCUCAGUUCGUCAGUGCACGCCACCGUGCUACAGCUAUCGCUAUGAAGAGGAACCAGAGGAGGUCACAUCCAUUGCAGGGGAACAAGACAACAAAUCUCAGUCCAGAUACCCAUCUAAUUUUGUUGAUUCAGCCAGCUUAAAUCUAGAAACAGAGCUAGACAGCACAGGAGUGCCUCCGUACCCCAUGAACGUGCCUCAGCAUUUGACUCGGUCGACUAGCUCACUGUACAGCACUCCUGCGGAUUGGCCCUUGCGGCAUAUGGCAGAAGCACAAACUCUUUGGAGCACAAACAGCGUUCCUGAUCUGACCCAGCAUACAAGGAUACCACAUCCUGCUAUUCCACGUCACAUCCAGCAAGAACUUCCUCAAUUCCGAGGACCAGUUGGCUCCCCUUACCAGAAACCUAUACCAGUUAGGCCCCUUAGUCACAGUAACACCCCUGUCAACAGCCCCUGCCCUUGCACACAAAGUGGGAUGUAUUCCCAGUAUCCUCAGCCACAGAACUCACCAUUUCCUCAUUCUGUAUACACACCGCCUCAUGGUUCAAAUUUCCCCAAUCAAAAUAUUUCUUAUACCCACCCACACUGUAUGCCUUACCAUCCUCACGCACCCUUCCCGUCUCCUCCUCUAACUAAUCCUUAUGGUUCCUCAUUCAAUUUACAACUGCAUUCAAAUCUCUACAAUCCUCAAGUGCCUCUUACCCACUCCUACAGCGCCCCCUGUAGCCUGGCCUGUGGUAACACACCUUAUAACCCCAACAUUCCCUACGGACAUCAUUGUAACUCCCCAUUCCACACACCACCACCCGCAUUUUCCCAAAUGCCUGUUUCAUUCCCAUCUGACACACCAACUCCUCCUCCAACUAUCGGUAGUACGGAAAUGCAGCUGCGUCGAGUCCUACAUGACAUUAGAGGCACUAUGCAGAGUUAUGGCCAGACUGCUCCUCAUCAACAUGAUGGCACACAAUCAGGGGUACACAGUCCAGUUCAAGCUGUCCAACCACUCCAUGAGGAGCUGCAGAGGCGACUGAAGAACCUGAAGGUUUUUCGGACUCAGAUGAUGGAUCUUGAACUUGCGCUGAUGAGGCAGCAAUCCAUGGUUUAUCAGCUUCUCACUCCUGAAGAGAGGCAAGAGGCAGAGCAGCUGCAGAGGCUCCGUGUCGCUGUUCGUCAGGAGCUGCAGGAGUUGGAGCUGCAGUUGGAGGAUCAACUCCUCACUCUGGAUGAUCAGAUUCACUCAGCGCACAGUAGUCGCCUCUCCCGUCAUCUGCUGGACAUGUCCAGGGGUCAGAGCAUGGACAGUUUAUCUAGCUCCUCUGCACUCAGAGCUACAGAGCCGGUGACUGAUCUCUUGCGGGAGCAGAUGUAUCUCCAGUCAGAGCUGAGUUAUGACGGCACUAGUGCGGUCAACACUCCGACCUCUGCUCGUUCGUCGAGGUCGGUGAGUCCGGUGCGAUCCCGUGACCUCACAUCGUCUCCAUCACGGAGAAGAGAAGGAGUGUAUCGCUCAACGGUCAGCUUGACACCAUCUAUUCCUUCGAGAUCAGGAACAGAGACCCGGGAGCAAACACCACAAAGGAACAUUAGCCCUAGAUUACCUGAGGUCACAGCUCGCAGAACAGCACAGAGUGUCUCAGACCACACCGAUGUCAAUAAAGAGCCUUCAUUUCAGAAAAAUAAAGGAGAAGAAGAAGGAGAAAGUGGAGGAGAGGAAGCUUUUGGAAAUGCAAAUAUAAAGCAGCUCAUCCAGCAGAUAAAGAAGAGUCUCGCAGAUGAGAUCAGACAGGAAAUUGUCAAUGAGAUUCUCGCUGCUGUGUCACCACAGAGAUCUGUAGCAACACAAGAGUCGGCACCAUGACAACGGUGACUAGCAGCUGAAGAGGAGGACUGCUGUGGAUCUAAGCUCUGAGGAAACACUGCUCUCUUGAGUUCAACACACACUACUGCAGCUCAAACCCAAACCAAUCUAUCCAGUUUGACACCCCACGUUCUCCACUACAACAUUCUGAAAAUUAUACUACUGCUCCAGAGAUGAUCUUCUGCUCCUCCUCAGUUCCUCACACCAACAUGGGAAGCCCCAGGCUAAGCGGAUAAAAACCUGUAUGGGCUAUAGUUGAACAUCUCCUUCAAGACAAAAGCCCAAAGGUUAAUGCAGUAUAAGAUUGAUUAACCUCUUGUAAAGUUUAAAAUGUUAUUUAAAAGCACACUUUCCACUUUAGCUAGCAAGCUAUCCAAGUCGUUCAUUCACCGAAUUACGUGAUUGCAGCACCCAUUUUAUACGAUUUAUUCAUCUAAAAACGUUUGCAAAUGCUAGAAACAUUUACUGUGGUCAUUAAUUUCAUUUUCUCCACUGUUUGGUGUUUAAAUUGGGUUUUUAACACACAUUUGCCAUCAAAAGUGUUCACACCUUUGCCCAAUUUGGGGCUUUAUCCAUCUAAGCCGUCUUCUCCCAACCAAAGCCAGGCCUAAACCUUUGCCCAAGCUCAGACUUUAUCCACUGAAGUGGGGCUUCGUCUUUCCAAGCUCUAUCUUCCACGCCAAGAUGGGGAGUAUCAUGCUAAAUGGGAUUGUUUGAUGCCCAAGUCCAAGCGUCUCACACCUGAGAAGAGGAUUCUGCUGCUUCUCAUGCAAGCGAAACGUUCUUGUAUUGAAUCUAUGGAUUCUGCAAACUGGGCAGGGGUUUCUUCUACCCAAGUAAGGUCUUUAUCUGUCCAAGUCCCAGAGGGGGAUUCUGUGCCUAGCUACUGGUGAUUGAUGCCCAAGCUAGGGCUUUAUCCAUCCAAAUGAAGACUUCAUCCACCAUAAAACCCAAAGUUCUUUCCAAGCCCAAGUUUGAUGCAUAAGCCAGGGCUUCAUCUGUCCGAGAAGGAUAUUCACACUCAAUUGUAGGAUUCUUCUCGGCCCAAAAUGAAUAUUUUCACUCACAAGUGGGGGAUUGUUAUGCCAAAGUGGGUGGUUUCUUUUACUCAAGUGGACUAUAUCCACUUAAGCAAAGACUAUAGCUAGUCUAAGGCUUCGUCUGUGGAUCUUUGGAGCAGUUGGCUUUUGCCAUGGAUUACAGCAGGAAAAUUUGUCCACUCUUCAAAUACACUGAAAAACUUCAACCAUUCAUUUGUUUAUUUUUACCCACCUGUAGCAACCGCACCUUCAUACACUACUGCAUGGCAACACUUCAAUCUAAUCUAGUCCAAGACCUCAACCAGACAUUGUUACCCACAAGGGGGAUUGCUGCACUGGAUCUGUUUUACAGGAUCGUCCGCUUGAACCCAGUAAUAAUAAAUUGAUCUGCUAGUCUCCUCCAUCUGAGGGCAUGAAAGUAUUCAAGACUUUUUUUUUUUUUUUAAAAAACAAAAACUCUGCAAAUCAUUUCAUACAAGUUUUAUAUGGUACGCUGCCAUCUUUCUGGGAAAAAAAAAACUUUUACCUUUGUUAUUUCUUCUAUUUUUAUUAUUUUUUAUUUUUAUUUUUUAUUUUUAAUGUUAGGGUGAAAGGUGGCCAGGCUUGAAGAUCACACAAUAUAGGUGAUGGUGAAAGCAUUUUGGUGUGUUUCUGUACAUAUCUGUGAGUUUUAUCUGCAGCCUCUGUGAGGUACUAACCGUGCAAUAUGUUUCACUUGAACUGACCAGUCACAACUGCUGUUUAUAGAGCUGCCACUUUAAAAAGAGAAAGGGAACACGAGUGUAACCACAAACACACACACACACUCUUCCAACUUUAUAUCGGGAGUCCAUGACGCGCUUUAUGUGUAGAGAUUAAGCUUUCUGAGCACAAGCACUAAAUCUGCUAUUGUUGCUCCGGUCUUUUAUGACUGAAGCUUUUUUUAUGCAAAGCAACCACUAGUUUGUUGGAGGGAAAAACUUAUUUGAAUUAUUAUUUUUUUUUUUUUCCCCCAAAUGUGCCAUGCUGAAUGUCAUACGUGCCUUUUGCAAGUAAAAAAUUUCAAGUGUUAGACGGAUGACUUCCAGCCUUGCGUAUGUGACGAGGUGAUUUCCAUAGCUGAUCUUUGUUCUAAUGAGUUGUAAUAUUAACUGAUUCACAUUUUUUGGCUAUUUUUUAAAGGGAAAUGUUAACUUGUCAUUCGGGAUGCAUGAGGAAUUUAUCUCUAAAGCAAAUCAUUAAUAAAGAUUUAUUUAUUUUGAAUAUA